Messenger RNA from Hirsutella rhossiliensis, 708 nucleotides. RefSeq lists its product as uncharacterized. The coding region runs from base 1 to 708 and encodes 235 amino acids. The record is from RefSeq and is a predicted model, not a curated record. The transcript has 3 exons. NCBI's taxonomy places the organism in Eukaryota, Fungi, Ascomycota, Sordariomycetes, Hypocreales, Ophiocordycipitaceae.
AUGGCUCAGGAAAUCGACACCAACCAUGUCCUGCAGAGGCUCGAGAACAAGACGACAAUUAAUGAUCAGUGCCACUCCGUGGGAGACGUCGGCAAUUCCUGGAGCAAUUUUACAGGCGUGGCCUUCGCAGACCGGAAGCCGCUCAAGAAUUUCACCGUCGAGGAGCACUAUCCCGACAGACCCGAGACACAGGGGCUCGCCCGCUUUACCAUCAACAACACUACCUACCCGGCGUCGGCGGCUUCGGGAGAGCUCAACAACCUCAAGCAGGAAGCCGUUCAGCGGCAAAAUCCAUCGGCGACGACGUGGAGACAACGCCUCGCCACGAAGCUGUCGGAGACUGCGGACACCGCCGCGGCCUCCACUCCCACGGCUCUUGCCAAAGGCGACGGGCUGGAACUCCAGACCUGGCACCGCCAGGUCCGGCACGUCUUCUCCGACAACGACAUUACCGUCGGCGGUUUCGGCGAUCUCGUUUGCUCCUUUCAAUAUGUCGCACUCAAGUCGAGCGCUGUUCCCGCCGAGGGUGAGCGCCGUGCCAUUGCCGCAGAUGAGGCCGCCAAUAUGUACCGGGCCCCCGACUGCCAGUGCCAAGCCCAGAAGAUUUCGCGCGAAAUGUCCGCAUCAAGUCCGAGCCCGUCGGCGAGGCUGGUAAAGCCGCCAUGGAGGUGGUCAGCUGUCAGGAUAGCCCUGCUGAUGAUGUCCUGA